This is a messenger RNA of Pieris napi, 1050 nucleotides long. RefSeq names its product leucine-rich repeat-containing protein 40 (gene Sclp). Lineage: Eukaryota; Metazoa; Arthropoda; Insecta; Lepidoptera; Pieridae. The coding region runs from base 139 to 777 and encodes 212 amino acids. The transcript is spliced from 4 exons. Gene Ontology annotation, molecular function: protein binding. The record is from RefSeq and is a predicted model, not a curated record.
CUCAAAUUUAACAGUGUUGCCGUUCAGCCAGGCGCUACGCGUUUCGGAACGGUUUUGCUACAUCAUUUAUUUUCAUGUAAUACGAAGUUAAUUUGGAAAAGUGCAAUAGUGACAUCAAGUGUAGUGACAAGUGCAGUGAUGAGGCCCCCAUCGGAAUACAAUGACGCCAGGAUGCCCGCUGAGGCGGAGCAGGGAGAUACUAGGGCUCCUGCUAUGAUGAUUUGCGCGAGAUUAGCUGGACGAGCAAUUAUAAGGGUUGUUGGACGAUGUGAGGAUGCACAGGAAAACAGUCAAUUAGAUUUAUCAGAAUGUCAACUAAUGCAAGUACCAGAUGCUGUGUACCAUUUGAUGCGGCACACAGAAUUAAAGAGCUGUGACCUCAGUGGCAAUGUUAUCACAAAAAUUCCACCAAAGUUUACUGUUAAAUUUAGUUUAAUCACAGACUUAAACUUAGCAAAUAACCAAAUAGCCAAACUACCAGAUGAGCUCUGUACUUUGGCAUGUUUAGAACGACUGGACAUCUCACACAACUCCUUUGUGGCCCUACCUCACAUAGCCUGCCAGUGCCCCAGCCUGCAUACACUACUCGCACAUCAUAAUCAAAUUAUUGAAGUUGAUGUUAAUAGAUUAGAGAGGUCUCGGGCACUUGAAUACGUGGAUCUUAGUGAUAACCCUCUUCCACCACGGACAUAUGAAGAACUUAAACAGCUCACCCACCCUCGCCUAUCUAUGUCAGAGCGACAGAAAGAAGAUUGGGAAGAGGAUCUUAUACUUUAAGAAUUUUCCUUAAUGGAAAUAGAUAAUAUGGAGAUUGUGACCUUAAUGUAACAAAAAACUGUGCUUUUAUGAAGUUAUUUAGACAUUAGCACAAAUGUUUGAUAUAUUUGUAUUGUAUAUUAUUUUAAUUCAAAUAAUGUAAUAUACAUUAUUUAAACUAUAGUGGUUUGCAGCUUGGCAGACUACAAAACUAUUAUUGCUAUAUUAUAUUAAGCAUGCUUUAUUGAGCUGUUCCUCUUUACAAAGUGAUUAAACAAAAAUAAAAAAGGGUGC